AUGACAUCCGUCACCGAACCCUCAAAAUCCUCUCAGCUAUCAAAGACUGUGGCGGUUAUGUCACUAGCUGACGGGGAUGCCCAGACAGUUACAGCUCCUGGAGUUCCUUCAGAUGGACCCAUUAUCGAGGCAGCGAAGCCAUCGCAGGGUGCGCACGACCAAGUCGUAACACCGUGGGACGUACAAGGCUCGGUAUCGACGGAUGGCAAGCAGGCCGCAAUUGAUUACGAAAAACUCAUCGUGCAAUUUGGCACGCGACGGGUGGACGACGCGCUCUUGGAACGAUUUGAACGACUCACAGGCAAACGUGCUCACCCUCUCUUGCGUCGCGGCGCUUUCUUCUCGCAUCGUGAAUUCGACAAGAUCCUUGAUCGAUAUGAGCAGGGAAAGCCGUUUUUCUUGUAUACUGGGCGAGGGCCGAGUAGUGAUAGCAUGCAUCUGGGACAUAUGAUCCCGUUUGUAUUCACGAAAUGGUUGCAAGACGCGUUCGAUGUACCACUAGUGAUUCAACUGACAGACGACGAAAAAUUCCUGUUCAAGCAUGAGCUCAAACCGGAGCAAACUUACAAGUAUGGCUUAGAUAACGCAAAAGACAUUAUUGCUGUCGGCUUCAAUCUCGAAAAGACAUUUAUCUUCAGUAACUUUGACUACGUUCGAGGACCAUUCUACAAGAACGUAUCGAAAAUAUCGCGACAGAUCACUAUUAACCAGGCGAAAGCGACAUUUGGGUUCAAUGACUCCGAUAACAUUGGCAAAAUCCACUUCGCUGCCAUUCAGGCGGCACCUUCGUUCUCGAAUUCCUUCCCUCAAAUCUUUGGCGAGGUCACCAAUAUUCCUUGCCUAAUCCCGUGCGCGAUUGACCAAGACCCGUACUUCCGUCUUACUCGCGACGUAGCAGUGAAGCUCAAAUACCCGAAGCCUGCACUUAUACACUCAAAAUUCUUCCCAGCGCUACAAGGACCGCAAUCGAAGAUGAGCGCAUCGGAUCCGAAUUCAAGUAUAUUUAUGACGGACAAGCCGAACGAGAUCAAGAAUAAAAUAAAUAGACAUGGUUUCUCGGGUGGACAAGAAACAGUUGAAGAGCAUAGGCGAUUAGGAGGCAAUCCGGACGUGGAUGUCAGCUAUCAAUAUCUCACUUUCUUCCUAGACGAUGACGAGGAGUUGAAGCGACUUUAUAACGAUUACAAAACAGGCGCCCUUUUAACUGGGGAACUGAAGUCUAAAUGCAUUGCUCUAUUACAGGAGUUUGUCAAAUCGUUCCAGGAACGACGAGCCAAAGUCACAGACGAGGAGCUUAGGUCUUUCAUGGAUGCCACAAGAAAAAUCAGCCCUACCAUUGGAAAAUGUAUUGCUCAAGCGGCCACCUCUACAUAA
Fomitiporia mediterranea MF3/22 is the source of this 1374-nucleotide messenger RNA. Its product is annotated as tryptophanyl-tRNA synthetase. The record is from RefSeq and is a predicted model, not a curated record. Gene Ontology annotation, cellular component: cytoplasm. Lineage: Eukaryota; Fungi; Basidiomycota; Agaricomycetes; Hymenochaetales; Hymenochaetaceae. Gene Ontology annotation, molecular function: tryptophan-tRNA ligase activity; ATP binding. The coding region runs from base 1 to 1374 and encodes 457 amino acids. The transcript is spliced from 8 exons. Gene Ontology annotation, biological process: tryptophanyl-tRNA aminoacylation.